AGUAAAGAAUCGAUCGGCGCAAAUCCUUUGACGAAGCGUGCGCAAACGAUGAGUUAUGCGAACUGUUGCCCCCUUGAUGCUCAGUUGCAUCGGCGACUUCGGUGAGAGAGUACAAUGACAGAGACGCUCGUUGCAGCUAAGAAAAAAUAUGGCAAUCUCGGUGAAUACAGCGUACAGUUAAGCCGAUGGUAUUUGAAACCAAUGGGCGCUUGGCCCGAUCCAGUUACCACGAGACGUGAAAAGAUCUUAGCGCGAAUCUCAAUCGUUGUCUGCUGGUGUAUCAUACUGUUCACCGUGAUCCCUGCUAUUCUUCACAUCGUUCUCGUAAACGAAGAUAUCUAUCUGAAGCUGAAGACGCUUGGUCCUUUGUCCCACUGGUGCGUCGAUGGAUUCAAUUACCUUGUGUUAUUGUUACGUCAGGACGACAUCAGUUAUUGCAUAGAACGCGUACGAUCCGACUGGAAGACGAUAACGAGAACGCAGGAUCAAGAAGAAAUGUGGAAGAGCGCGAAACUUGGUCGCAGCAUCGCGGGCUUUUGCGCCGGUUUCAUGCAAGGUACAAUAUUCUGCACAUGCUUCGUGCUGGGGGCGUUUAAACGGACCGUCGAGGUCGGCAACAAAACCAUGGAUAUAUAUACUUUACCUUGUCCGGCGUACAAAUUCCCAGUGCAGACAAAUCCGACGCACGACGUGAUUCUUGGUACACAAUUUCUGUCGGCACUGGUAGUGAGUUCGAGUGCCGCAGGUUCCUUUACUCUUGCUACCAUAUUCGCAAGCCACGCUCUUGGCCAGUUGACUAUAAUGGUGACGUGGGUGAACGAGUUCACAAAGCGGUCCGGAGAAAAGAUGAAGAAGGCUCAGACUAACGAAAUAGGUACAAUCGUUGAACAUCAUUUGAGAGUUCUAAGUUUGAUAGCGCGCAUCGAACGUAUAAUGAGUCCAAUAUGCUUCAUGGAAACGUUCAAAUGUAUGCUGGGUAUGUGCAUGCCUAGCUAUUACAUCCUUGCGGAAUGGUCUGAACGCAAUAUCCAAGCCAUGAUCAUAUAUGUGAUGGUAUUUUUAUCCAUGACUUUUAACAUUUUCUUAGUAUGUUACAUCGGCGAAGUACUCAAAGAACAGUGUCAAAAAGUCGGUGACAUGGUGUACUUGACGAACUGGUACCACUUGCCUGACAAAGAAAUUCUUAAUAUGCUUAUGAUCAUUUCACGAUGUAACGUGGAGGUUAAAAUAACAGCUGGGAAGAUAAUUACCAUGUCUGUGUAUACUUUCGGCAGCAUAGUAAGAACUGUUUUCGCGUAUUUGAAUAUGCUUCGUCAAAUGACGAUGAUGUAGACCACGUGAUAGUUUUGUCACUGGGUCUGGAAGCCCUUGGGCAUCUACGCGUUCAUCUACAACCGUCCGAACAAAUUCGAGAA
Frieseomelitta varia is the source of this 1415-nucleotide messenger RNA. Its product is annotated as odorant receptor 4-like. Gene Ontology annotation, biological process: sensory perception of smell; detection of chemical stimulus involved in sensory perception of smell. The record is from RefSeq and is a predicted model, not a curated record. Gene Ontology annotation, molecular function: odorant binding; olfactory receptor activity. The transcript is spliced from 6 exons. NCBI's taxonomy places the organism in Eukaryota, Metazoa, Arthropoda, Insecta, Hymenoptera, Apidae. Gene Ontology annotation, cellular component: plasma membrane. Bases 115 to 1332 code for a protein of 405 amino acids.